GCUGAGGCCAUGGAGCACAGCCACAUCUUCACGGUGCUUUCCCUUAACACCAGUGCCUGGAGCCCAGAGCAGCUGCAGCCGAACAGCCCCCAGGGCUGCCCUCUUGGACCUCUUCCAGUCAUCUACUACAGCACCUUGCUCUGCCUUGGCCUGCCUGCAAACAUCCUGACUGUGAUAAUCCUGUCUCAGCUGGUGCUGCGCCGCCAAAAGUCAUCCUACAACUAUCUCCUGGCUCUGGCCGUGGCUGACAUCCUUGUCCUCCUUCUUAUUGUUUUUGUCGACUUCCUACUGGAGGAUUUCAUCCUCGGAACCCCUUUGCCAUUCUCCCUUAACAAGACAGUGCAGGUACUAGAGUUCUCCUCCAUGCACACCUCCAUCUGGAUCACUGUGCCCCUGACAGUGGAUCGUUACAUUGCUGUUUGUCACCCUCUGCGCUACCACACCAUCUCUUACCCAGCACGCACCCGCAGAGUCAUCUUGGCUGUAUACACUGGGUGCCUGCUAUCUAGCACCCCAUAUUACUGGUGGCCCGAACUGUGGCAUGGGCUUCCAGGGGCAAGUGGAGGGAGCAGCAGCAGUGUAGGGCAACACGUGCUGGUGUGGGCACACUGCGCUACUGUAUACUUGCUUCCAUGCUCUGUCUUCUUCUCACUCAAUGCAGUGAUUGUGCGGAAGCUCCGCUGCAGGCGUAGCUGCUUUCGUCUCCGAGGCUACUCCACUGGCAAGACAACUGCCAUCCUGCUUGUCAUCACCUCUGUAUUUGCCGUGCUGUGGGCGCCAAGGACCAUCAUGGUCCUAUAUCACCUGUACACUGCACAACCUGCUAAGCCUGACUCUGCCCGUCUGCUCCACUUGGUCACUGAUGUGGCCAACAUGUUAGCGCUGCUUAACACGGGAGUAAACUUCUUCUUGUACUGCUUCAUCAGCAAGCGCUUUCGAGCCAUGGCUGCCACAGUUCUCAAGUCCUUUUUCCACUGCAAGAAGCAGCCACCACCCUUCUAUGCCACGCACAACUACUCCAUCACCAGCAGCCCCUGGAUCUCACCAGCCAAUUCUCACUGCAUCAAAAUGCUUGUUUAUCAGUAUGAUAAGAAUGGCAAGCCAGUCUGCAUAUCAUCCUGA
Molecule: messenger RNA, 1122 nt
Organism: Colossoma macropomum (tambaqui)
Lineage: Eukaryota; Metazoa; Chordata; Actinopteri; Characiformes; Serrasalmidae
Gene: gpr139
Product: G protein-coupled receptor 139
Exons: 2
Coding region: 10-1122 (370 amino acids)
Biological process (GO): G protein-coupled receptor signaling pathway
Cellular component (GO): membrane
Molecular function (GO): neuropeptide receptor activity
Source: RefSeq, a predicted model, not a curated record